AUGUCUACUCUCGUAAACCUGACGGCGAGAGCUGAUGAGGGGCGCGUGGAGUCUCAGGGUGGCAUCAUUGAGGGUGCCAAUCCGACCGAGUACAAUCCCAAAGACCCCAUCAUCCUCUUCAUCAUCCAGGCCUCUUUCAUCAUCAUUCUAUGCCACCUUUUGCACUGGCCGCUGUCCAAGAUUCGUCAGCCUCGUGUCAUAGCAGAGGUUAUUGGUGGCAUCAUACUGGGUCCCUCUGUAAUGGGCCGCAUCCCCGGCUUUACUGAUGCUAUUUUCCCCUCUGAAUCUAUACCUGGCCUGACCCUCGUCGCCAAUCUGGGUCUUGUACUCUAUUUGUUCAUGAUUGGUCUUGAGACUGAUGUCCGGUUUCUUGUUGAAAAUUGGCGCAUCGCCUCGGCCGUAGCUUUCGCUGGUCUCGCUCUUCCCUUUGCACUUGGCUGUGCUCUAGCCUGGGGUCUCUACAACGAGUUUCGCACCGACGCCGGUAUCGUCGACAUUGAGUUCACCACAUACAUGCUCUUCAUCGGCGUUGCCAUAGCCAUCACGGCCUUUCCUGUACUGUGCAGAAUUCUGACUGAACUCAAUCUCCUCGGCACCACGGCUGGUAUUGUCACACUCUCAGCAGGGGUUGCAAACGACGUCAUUGGCUGGAUUCUUCUCGCUCUCUGCGUAACAUUGGCCAAUUCUGGCGAUGGGUUAUCGGCUCUGUGGAUUCUACUGACUUGCUUCGGUUACCUUCUCUUCCUGAUCUAUGCUGUCAAGCCUGUACUCUACUGGCUGCUCGAUCGCACCGGCAACCUCAAAAAUGGCCCAUCGCAGGUGAUCAUCUCCUUGAUUCUUCUCAUCGCCAUUGCGUCUGCUUUCUUUACUGGCAUUCUUGGUGUCCAUCCCAUCUUUGGCGGCUUCAUGGCUGGUCUCAUUGUACCCCGAGAUAUGAGUUUCGCGAUAAAGGUGACGGAAAAACUUGAAGAUCUCAUUGGCGCCUUAUUUCUGCCUUUGUACUUCACACUUUCCGGCCUCAAUACUAACCUGGGUCUUCUUGACAACGGCAUAACCUGGGCGUAUAUCGUUGCCGUCACCCUCACCGCAUUCUUCAGUAAAAUCAUUGGUGCUACUCUGGCCGCCCGACUUAGCGGCAUUGUUUGGCGAGAAUCCUUCACGAUCGGGGCGCUCAUGAGUUGCAAGGGUCUCGUGGAACUCAUUGUCCUUAAUAUCGGACUUCAAGCCAAGAUUCUAAGCCAGAGAACAUUCACUAUUUUCGUUGUCAUGGCUUUGGUCACAACCUUUACAACCACGCCAUUGACAACCUUUUUGUAUCCACCGUGGUACCAGAAGAAGCUGGAAGCUUGGAAGCGCGGGGAGAUUGACUGGGACAGCGGGGAGCCCAAUGGUGCCGACUCUGCCACCCCGAAAGAGUCCGCUCCACACAAUCGCGUUGGCCAGCUCCUCGUCUAUCUCAGACUUGACAGCAUGCCCGGACUGCUGGGCAUCGUGGCACUUUUUGGACAAGAUAUCCAGAAUUCUUCGCCUGCGAUGCAUGUCGGCAAGGAGGGCAUGGCACAAGCUACGCCACCCAAAAGGCAUGUCCGGGCCCAUGGCCUGAGAUUGCUGCAGCUCGGAGAUCGUGACUCUUCGGUCAUGACUGUGUCUGAAGUCGAGCAGUAUACUAAGAAUGACCCCAUUGUGAACAUGUGGCGCAUGGUGGGACAAAUACUCAAGGUGUCUGUUUCGGGCGAAGUGGCUACCAUGCUAGAGAGCCGUUUUUCCGAGGCUUUGCUCACCAAGUCCUCCGAUAUUUCAUCGGACUUGCUACUUCUCCCCUGGAGUGGCACCGGGCAUUUGGGCGACUCGCAGGCACCCUUUUCCGAUGACAAGAUAGUAUCUUCCUACAUAUCUUUCACAAACUCGGUCCUUUCCUCAACAGAGCAGAAUAUUGCGAUUCUUCUUCCCCAGUCCCGCGAAACACAGGAUACAUCGCGGACCGCCGACAGACUUAAGUUGCACCGAGCCUAUUCUUUCAGCGACAUACACCAUGACGUCAAUCCCUUACCUGUAAAGGAUAAGGCGCGACGUAUUGUCGUGCCCUUCUUCGGAGGUAGUGAUGAUAGGCUGGCGCUAAUGCUGGCACUUCAAUUUUGCGAGAGAGAGGAAGUGUCGGCCAGGAUUUUGCACAUCAUGGCCGACAAUGCGAUAUCUGCCACUGAAGAACGGGAAUACCUCAACAGCGUUAUUGGAAGUCUUUCGCCGGACGUCGCAUCCCGGGUGGAGUUUAUUUUUGCACCCAGCAACGAUGCCGGUGAGGAACUCGUGACAUCGGCAAUAGGAUCGCUCGGUCAAGACUCCAGUGACGUUUCUUGGGACAACCUUGUGGUUGUUGGGCGCCACGGUUCUGCCGGAAAGCUCUCUCUAGGCGUUGGAAAAGCACCUCUUGAAAUCUCCGACGAGUUGGUGGGUUGCAUUGGGUACGAUGCUGGCCUCCUCAUCAGUUCAGGUAUCAAAGCGGAUCUCCUGGUUGUGCAAGCGAAGUCCACUAAUUCGUGA
Messenger RNA from Geosmithia morbida, 2541 nucleotides. Its product is annotated as Kef-type K+ transport system, membrane component KefB. The transcript has 5 exons. Bases 1 to 2541 code for a protein of 846 amino acids. Gene Ontology annotation, biological process: proton transmembrane transport. Lineage: Eukaryota; Fungi; Ascomycota; Sordariomycetes; Hypocreales; Bionectriaceae. Gene Ontology annotation, cellular component: membrane. The record is from RefSeq and is a predicted model, not a curated record. Gene Ontology annotation, molecular function: antiporter activity.